AUGGCAGACGGUGAGUGGCGCUCUGUUCACUUGGAUGACCUGCUGCCUCCCGAGACCUUUGCAGCCAAUCUGGGACAACUCUCCAAAAUGACAGUCGCUGAGAUUUUCAUGAACAGCACCCGGCAGAGAACCGACACAGGUUGUCCAGAAGAUUCCAUUGCCCCUGAAGAUGCUGAAAAAGCUAGUGACUCCCCAGGGGAAAAUCUGCAGCUGAUCAACAUUGAAUUCAUGAUCAAACAAAGUGUCCAGAAAGCUGUGAUCCAGCUGGAGGAUAAGAAAGACAACAGCCAGCGAGCUACAGAAAGGAUACAGAUUCUCUAUGAUGCACUUUUUCAUCCUCAGAGCAAGAAUAGACGUGAGUAUAAAGAAAAGGCCUUAUAUCUGUGUGUGACUGGAUAUUACAAGAUGUUCUAA
This is a messenger RNA of Mauremys mutica (yellowpond turtle), 414 nucleotides long. RefSeq names its product E3 ubiquitin-protein ligase rnf213-alpha-like. The record is from RefSeq and is a predicted model, not a curated record. Lineage: Eukaryota; Metazoa; Chordata; Testudines; Geoemydidae. Bases 1 to 414 code for a protein of 137 amino acids. The transcript is spliced from 4 exons.